CAAUAGAAAAAGGGCGCCAUUGUACGUACCGGACUGCGCUAAAAAUAUGGUCGAGAUGUAAGGGGUGACGGUCUUUGUUUCCGUGCGUUUCCUGUUCAAACUGGAGGCUAAAAAUGAUCCCAAAUCGGUGAAAGAUCUCUCUAAAUUCCAGCUGCUUGCCUUGGAAGGCAUCAGGCAUAUGAUGGAGAAGUCACCGGCCCUAGGAUUCUGGGACAAGUCCAGCGAAGAUCAACUCCGUGGUCGGUUUCCUGUUCACCGUGCGUGCCGUGAUGGAGAUACUGCGGCUUUGUCGGUACUGUUGGCGCACGGGGAGUAUGACUUGUACACAGAAGAUCAUUUCUAUGGUUGGACUCCAGCGCACUGGUCAGCAUAUUACGGCAAGUUGGACUGUUUACAGUUGCUUGUUACUGCUGGAGUGAAUUUUGACGUAGCAACACAGCGCUUCCAUCAAACCCCAGCCCAUGUUGCAGCAUUUGGUAACCAACCUCACUGUCUAAUGUGGCUCAUCCAAUCAGGAGCCAGCGUGAAUGCUCAGGACUACCUUGGAGAAACCCCAGUCCAUAAAUCAGCCAGAAGUGGUGGAAUAGAAUGCCUAGGGAUCCUCAAAGCCAAUGGUGCAAUCUUCAGGAUAGCGAACAACAAUGGCCACAUGCCCAAGGAUCUGGCGCUAUCCUGCAGCAAUGAGCCCUGUGCACUGUACAUGCAACAGGUUGAGGAUUCCCAUCAUGUUCCCAAUGGCUUCUCUAGUCGUGACCUGGGCAGAAAGAGAGGUACAGACGACAUUGUCAAUGGUGAUUUGAAGAAGGCGAGAACAGAAGAUGGCGUGGAAUCACUGCCUGCUUUCAAUGGAAAACCCUCCAACGGAACAGAAAAUGCUCUGACUUCAAAUGGGCUAUCCAUGCCUUCCAUACAUGUAGGUGACCCCACUUCUCCUCCUAAGUGCAGUAUUGGAAUCCAGGCCAUGCCCAGUCCCUGCAUGCACCUGCCCCACCCACAAGACACUGGCCCUGAGAGACUGCAGUCCAGUGAACUCGUCUCUCUCUACACUGAAGUUGAUCUGGGUAUCGAUGAAUCCCAGUGCGAUUUGCAACACAAUUCCCACAUGGCAAUGCAAACAGAACAUCACCUGGGGAAUGGUGUUACAGAAACCAUGGACAUUAAUAACCAUCAAAGUGGCUUUCAAAAUGGAGCUGUCCCAGUGUCUGUAUCGGCAAGUGCAAUGGAACACGAAGCUGCUGUGGCAAUGACGCUAGGGUAUGACUCAAUGUAUGACUCCAUCUACAACUCAGUUGGUUAUUGUCACUUCUUUUGAUCAAGGACAUGCCUUUUCCACUCCUCCGUCAAGUUACCAGAGCAUCGACCUAUAGCGAAUGUAAUAGUUGCUACGGCAACCAGGUUACCGGGAAACCAAAAUGAAACAUUGGUAUAUUAAAUAGUUCCUAACAUCAGCUCAUUUAGAUUGGUCAGUCCUGAGUUUUCCAGACAUCUACCCUCCCCAAAGAAAUUUUAAUGGAAAACAAUACAUGCUAUUACACUGGGAAAAUUAUGAUCAUCUUUUUAUCUGAAAGACAAAGACCUUUUUUUAACAGAAUUACAUGUACAUGUAAACGGUUGCAAUGUUGGAAAAAGCAUAUGGUUUCUUGUGAAUGAGUUCACAUAUCAGGUGCAUUGUAGGUACUGUGCAUGCCACUUGUUACCAAACAGUAGCUAUUGAACUUCAGCAGCACCUACAUGUACCAAAUUGCGCAGUUACAAUUACCAAUUUAUGCAGUGCAUCUUUAUGUACUGCAUUUGAACAAUUGUCUGCAUAAUUUUGAAGCCUGAAAUUUAGUUGAUUUUUGUUUUACGGACCCUUCUUUUCCACCCUAACCCCUAUCCCAGAAUGCCCUAUGGAUGUGUUUUGUGUAUCCACAAUGCCUUCUCCCUGACUGUGUACUUUUUCUUAUAGAUCAUGUACUUAUUAUCAUGGUGUAAAGCAAACUCCUUACAGCUAUUUAUAAAGUAAACUAUAAAGAGUUUAGAUAUAUGCUAUAGAAGAUACCAUGAUGUUUUAUUUUGAGCUUAGUGUGAAUUGCUCGAUGUUUUGUCUUUUGAAAAUACUUCAGACCGCAUUCAUUUUGCACGUGGUUAUUUGCUGAAAUGUCAUUGGGCCAUAGUAAUUCAGUGUAAUUGGCUUGAAAUAGAAAACAGCCAGAUUUUGUUGGUUUGAAAUGCAUGGGUGGACAUUACUGGUUACCACAAUCAGAACAUAUCAGACCAGGAGAGUAUUUUUUUAUGUAAUAAUGCAUAUUUGUCAAUAACUGUUGCUUAUUCCAUAAUUGUGUGAAGGUGUAGAAUACAUUUGUUUUGCUGAAUUGAAAUGCGAGAGAUGUUGCUGUGUUGAGGUUUUAACUUUAUACGAAUAUCUUUUUAAUCCUUCAAAAAUUUGUGUGUAUAUUUUAGUCAACUGCUGGUAGUUCAGGGUUUUUUUGCAAUAGACUGAUCAGCAUGUAAAUAGUUAAGGGUGAUGACAUUGCAUUUAUCAGUUGAAAUAAAUUGAGUAGUUCUGGAAGAGAUAUUAGCUGGAGUUUUUGGCCUUAUGGUGCUUUGACCAAGUAUGCAGUAUUUGUAGUUCACAGCUAAUGUAUAUUUCAAAUUGACAGGUUUAUUUGGUGCAUAUGUAUGAAAUAUAUGUACAUGUACAAGCAACACACUUCUAAGCAGGUGCAUGUAACAUGUACUCUGUAUGGGUUUAAAUUUACAGGUUUAUAAGUUGGCAGUUUUUAUAAAGCUCUAACAUACAUGUACCUCACACUAGAGUAUAUUUCUAUAUGAAUACAUUCAAUAGUUGAAAUUUCCAGCUUUUCGUUAUUUUCAUUGUAAAAAAAUUCAUGUACAUGUAUGUAAUGAUGUUCUUAACACUGUAACAUGUGGAGCUGUCCUUAUCAUAUCAAGCUGUGUUCUAGAACAGCUUCUGUUUUAAUUUUAGACCAAUUUCUGCUGUGUUUUGCUUGUUUGGUUAAAAAAAGCCAUGCAGUGUCUAGACUAGCUAAACCCCCAAUAGAGGAAUGGUAGUGCUUUCUAGUCUGAGGCCAUUAAAAAAGAAUAUUCCAGUUUGCAAACUGAUACUUUCCUCUCAAAAUUGUGGAUCAGUCUUUAUUGUGCAUGGUUCUCAAAAUUACUUCUUCAAGUUUAAAAUAUACUACCUUAACAUGUCGAGUUUUUUUUAAUGGCCUUUUGUAAAGAAAUGUUACGUUGGUUUUGUGCGUGUUUUUGGUACUUGUACAUAGUUGUAAUUGUUGAAGUUAUGUUCUGGAAACAGGCAUAUUCUGUGACUUUGAGAUGAUUGAUAAUCAACAUUCAUCUUGGAGUCCACAGCCUUGCAGGCCUACCGUCCCCCGAUACAUCGAUGGCAAACCACAGCAACUAAGACCUGGCUUGGUUCUGUGUAUUACACAGGCCAGCCCUUGACUCUCAGGCUUACUAAUUCAUGCACCAUGUUGUGUUGUGUUUGACCAACAGCAUAGUUCCUGGUGUGGUUUAUUGUAGAAUCGUGACACUUUGUGUUCUGUGAAAUUAUUUUCAAACCAUAUGAAAUCAUUUUGUUAUUCCAGGAAGAAAGCACAUGCUUGGGCUUGUCUAAUGACAUGGUGUGUGCAAGUCAGAAUGCUGACUCUUCUCUUUGGACCUCUCAAAAGAACAUCCACUUUUAAAGAAGAAUAAUUCCAAUUUUACUUCAAUUUCAAAUGAAACUAUCAAAGUAACUAUGAAUCUCAGUUUGCUUUAAAAGAUCAAGUCAUGAAGUCUACUAAUACAUGUAUGCUGUUGUACAGAUGCAAUAAUUUCAUGAGUCCUCUUGAGGGCAUCUGGAUGGUUGGUGAGUUCCUAAGAGAUCAAAUUUUUUGAUACCGUCCUGCCAUCGAUGAAGAAAUUGACAAUCAGAAUGUGCAUUGAUGUGGCUCUUGGUUUACCCAGAAGUUAAAGAUGUGUGUUAGCUAUGGACUUCGCAGUUUGAGCCACUCAACUUUAACCAAUUGGUGGUCAUGCCUUUGGACUUUUGCCAAUGGUUAAAAUGCACAGAUAGCCGUCCCUAAUACAUGCAUUGUUGUACAUUUUGCUUGCUUUACUGUAAAUGCUUGCUUGCUUUAAUGUCCAUCUGUUAAGAUGCAAGUUGUUUUGCUGUCUUUCUUGCUUGGACAAUCUUUUCUUGUGUAUUGUCAGUCAACUCUUAAAAGGUUGUUACCUUGGUGAUAUGGUGAAAUCCUUGAUGUAUAACAUUUUUUUAUUUUCAUUAGAAUUUCAUCAUAUUCUGUUUGCAGAAAUUACGGAAAUCUUUUUUUUUUAAUUUAUUUUUUUGCUACAUGCAUUGUAAUUAGUAUUACAUGCUCGUUUACAAUGUAUAAUAACAUUUUGAGUUUAUGUCUGUGUAUUGAAAUCACAUUUUGCCAUUAACAGGUGAAAAGUGAGCAGUUUACACAUAUAGGAUUAAAGUAGGACAAGUGAUAAAGUAUGCCUCAUGUUGCAGUGUUCACACUUAUUAGGGUGUUUUAUGUACAUAACCUUGUGGCUCUUUACUUUGUCGUGAUAUGGUUCUUAAGCUUAUUUUCUCCAUUGUGAUGAAUUGAAAAUCAAAGGUUAUUGAUGUUGGCCACAUGUGGAUCGUUUUAGUUAAGGUCACUCUUGGUAAUAUAUAAAAACCUCAGAGGAUAUAACCUUUUCAUAUGUAGUUUUUAGUCACAUUCCUCGAAAGCAAACUGCUGAUCACUAUGAGCACAGUUCUCAAGCACCAGCCUUUCCAAGAUUGCUAUCGUGUGUCUUCAUUAUAUAUAUAUACACGUGUAAGCUUAGCAACAAUUUAAUAGAGUUUGUGUAUCUUGUUUUUAUCUGUACAGAGAAUACAUUCCCAGUUUGUUUCAAUAAAUGUUUUGUAGUUUUUUAAGUCGGGCUGUCAGUUAUGUUACAACUGGGUUAGAUGUAAAAUUCAGUUGUCAGAUGUGAAAUCUGUGUGUUCAAUAGAAUAAAUACAAAUCGGUUCCAGUGCACAAAACAAGUACAAAUGUGAUAUCUUGUAGAAAUUUGCACUUCAUUUUGUGACACAGGAAAUCAUGCAUUAUUUCACAACGGGGGACAUUAAGUGCACAUGUUGACCAAUCUACAAAAUCAGUAGAUCUUGAUUGAUAAACUUUCCUUGUGAGUAGUGUUCCUGGAACUAGCCAGAUAGUGUUCCUAGAACUAGCCAGAUAGAUCUUUUAAUUACUAAAUACGGUAAGAUUCAUUGUUAUUUUAUGUAAAAGCAAAAGACCAAUCAUCUUUGAAAUAAAAUGAGACACAAACAAA
Messenger RNA from Acanthaster planci (crown-of-thorns starfish), 5316 nucleotides. Its product is annotated as ankyrin repeat domain-containing protein 10-like. The record is from RefSeq and is a predicted model, not a curated record. Gene Ontology annotation, molecular function: protein binding. Lineage: Eukaryota; Metazoa; Echinodermata; Asteroidea; Valvatida; Acanthasteridae.